Messenger RNA from Rubroshorea leprosula, 2004 nucleotides. Lineage: Eukaryota; Viridiplantae; Streptophyta; Magnoliopsida; Malvales; Dipterocarpaceae. The record is from the annotation of a GenBank genome assembly.
GAAUACAAAUCCAUUUUUGGCAUUACACUCGUGGUUCAAAAAAAUCCCAUUAAUGAUUUAUAAUGUAAAGAUUUCUGCUCUAGAACAUCAAAACGGAGCAAACAUUUCUUCCGCAGCAUCCACCACUCUGUUUCCGCCAUGAGUAUUGUCCAACAAAAGCUUCACAUUGCAGUGUUCCCAUGGCUGGCUUACGGCCACAUCCUCCCCUUUCUCGAAGUCUCCAAAUUCUUAGUUCAAAUGGGUCAUCGAGUAUCAUACAUCUCCACCCCCAAAAACAUCAGCCGCCUCCCAAAAUUGCCUUCCGAAUUAUUUCUCAAUUUGAGUUUUGUACAACUUCCCAUGCCUCAGGUUGAGGGGCUACCGCCGGGAGUCGAGUCAACCGCCGAUAUUCCGAUUCACAAAGUGCCUUACCUCAAGAAGGCAUAUGACAAUCUCGAAACCCCUUUGGCUGACAUCCUCAAAACCUCACGGGUAGAUUGGAUUAUCCAUGAUUUCGCGCCACAUUGGUUACCGCGAAUUGCUGCUCCAAUGAGGAUCAAAUUGGCCUAUUUCAGCAUUUACAGCGCAUCCACCGCCGCUUUUGGGGGCCCUCCAGACAAGCUAAUUGCAGGCCACCGACAGCGCCCAGAGGACUUCACCGUCAUCCCGGAAUGGAUUGAUUAUCCCUCCAAUAUAGCUUUUAAGCUCCAUGAAAUAGUGAAUCUCGAGCAGGGUAUGGACCAAGACGUCAAAGAUUUUAUCAGGCAGGCAUCCGUCGUUCAAGGUUGCCAAGUUGUGACCCUAAGGAGUUGCCCUGAGUUUGAACCGGACCCGCUUCGUUUGCUCCCUAGGCUUUUGCAGAAACCAGUAGUUCCGAUUGGGUUGCUGCCGCCGUCAGUGGCUCUGAGUCCGUCGUUGUCGCACGAGUUGGCAUUGGGGAUAGAGAAAUCGGGACUGCCCUUCAUCUGGGUCAUCAAGAAUCGCCCGUUAGUAGAAAGGCAGAUGGAUCAAGACAUACUCCCACCAGGGUUUGAAGAACGGGUUUCCGAUCGGGGCUUUUUGUUGAGGGGGUGGGCACCUCAGAUGAGAAUCCUGGCUCACCCUUCCAUCGGAGGGUUCUUGACUCACUGUGGUUGGAGCUCGACGAUUGAAGCACUGGGACUUGGACUGCCAUUGAUUCUGUUUUCCGGAGCGAGUUCGGACCUCGGGUUGGUUGCGAGGUUAUUACAUGGGAAGAGAGUCGGGAUGGAAAUAGAGAGGAAUGAGGUGGACGGGUCGUUUACGAGUGAGGCGGUGGCGAAGGUGAUUAGGGUGGUGAUGGUGGAAGCGGAGGGUGAGGCCAUCAGGGCCAAUGCUUCUGCUAUGAGGGAGAUCUGCGGCAACGUUGAGUUGGGAAGAAAGUACCUGACCGAGUUCACUCGGUUCCUUGAAAACUACGUCCCUGAAGAUUCGUCCCGUUUACAAUGCUCCGGCGAAAUCUUGUGCUAAUGUUCUGAGAUUUUGUUGAGGAUGUCAUGUAACAUUGUAACUUGUCUGUUAAAAAAGUCACCUGUCACCUGUCGUGGGGUUCUAUUUUUAAUUGUUCGUUAUUUAUUUAUUUAUUUAUUUUUCUAAGAGUGAUGUUGUGGGGACGGACAGGUAAGCUCUCUCGAUCAUUUAGUUUCAAGGCUUUGUCUUUCAAUUUGAGAUUACAAUGGAUUGAUUUAUGUUUGGCUAAUCUAAGGAUUCUGUCACUCGUUUUGAUGUUUUUGUGCUAUGGAAAGUGAGAUCUGUGCGUACAUUGACGAUCUCUAUUGUUGAUUUUGCAAUUUUAGUUCGUUCUGGCUUUAGUUGGUUUUAGUGAUUGCUUUAUUUGGUUUCCUGAUCUGGUUUUUUGGUCUCUAGAUUUGUGUUUUAUGAUUCUACUAUUGGUUAGCUGAAUCUGCUUUAUUAUGUCUGGAUUUUGAUAGUAUGUCUGGAUUUUGAUAGUAGUGUUCUUUUGAACCAAGGUGCUGGGUUUGAUGGAACCCAGACAUGAGGUUCCUU